Argentina anserina (silverweed cinquefoil) is the source of this 2027-nucleotide messenger RNA. Its product is annotated as protein IQ-DOMAIN 17-like. The record is from RefSeq and is a predicted model, not a curated record. Lineage: Eukaryota; Viridiplantae; Streptophyta; Magnoliopsida; Rosales; Rosaceae. The coding region runs from base 286 to 1908 and encodes 540 amino acids. The transcript has 5 exons. Gene Ontology annotation, molecular function: protein binding.
UACACUGCCCUGUUUAUGCUAAUGUUUAAACAGUCAUCACAGUGAAAAAAAGACCUGCUCUGCCUCCUAUAUGCAUGGACUCAACAGUAACAUUUUGCAGAAGAGACCCACUGGCUGCAGAGACCUCAUGACACUUUGUUCUCUUCCUUCCCCCUCAUUCAAGUCUCUGUGCCUUAAGCAUUGAUAUAUACUACCUACUCAAACCAGCACGCCUCCUUAAGAAAGGGUUCCCUACAGUUACUCCAAGCAGUUUGGUUCUACCGUUAACGUAUAGCUUUUAGUAUUAUGGGGAAGACUGGAGGAGGAGGAAGUUCAUGGUUGACUGCAGUCAAAAGGGCCUUCAGAUCUCCCACCAAGAAUGAGAAAAGCAACACCAGGAGGAGAGAAGAGCUUCAAGAACAUGAGGAAGAAGAAAAGAAGAGAGGAAAGCGCAGAUGGAUUUUCAGGAAGCCUGUGAACCAGGAAACAGUCAUUCAUGUGCAGCAUAGAGAAGAGAAAACCUUAACAGGCUCUUCUAAAAAUGCUGCAGAAACUGUUCAGACUUCAGUAGCGGCUUUAACCAAGGCUGUUUGUCGUGAUCAUGAGAAUGUAAGUAAUGGAGGGGGUGAAGAGCAAAGAAAUGCUCUUGCAAUGGCCGUGGCGACAACAGCAGCUGCUCAGGCAGCGGUUGCAACUGUCCAAGCAGCGGUGGAAGCUUUUCGUCUCAGUACUAAUUCUAGUUCUAGUAACUCCAGUACUUAUAGGCCGCGGCCUUCUAUUUUCGUUAGAGAUUACGCUGCCAUUGCUAUUCAGACUGCCUUCAGAGGAUAUCUGGCGAGAAGAGCUCUUCGGGCGCUGAAGGCUCUGGUGAAGCUUCAAGCUUUGGUGAGAGGUCACAAUGUUCGAAAGCGAGCGAAGAUGACUCUACAAUGCAUGCAAGCACUCGUUCGAGUCCAAGGUCGGGUUCUUGAACAAAGGACUACGAGGCUUUCGCACCAAGGAAGCCUAGAUUCCAUGUUCAGUAGCGAUCAUCCCAAUUCUAGCUUUUGGGGGUCACAUUUCUCAGACAGGAAGUCCAUUCCAAGAGAAGAAGAGGGUAGUACCUUGGAUGAUGAAGAUGAUUUGGUCCAUUGGGAUGAUCUCCAGCCAAAAACACUAGAGCAUAUUCAAGCCAUGUUGAAGAAAGUAAAAGAAGCUGCAGCUUCAAAUCGCGAAAGGACUACUCUUGCUUAUGCCAUGUCCAACACAAACCAGGAGGAGCUAGAGGAGAAUUUUAAUAUGCUUGAUGGGUGGACAAGAAGAAAACAAUGGGAGAGUGGCAGAGUUUCAUACGAUCAAAGAGCAGAACCUAUUGUGAAAACAGUUGAAAUGGACACCUCUAGACCUUACUCUUAUAGUUCAACCCCCAAUUUGAAACGAGCAGAAUAUCAAUACCAGUGCCAUCAGUACCAACAUCAACAACAAAGAUCUCAUCAGUACUCAUAUCCGGUUGCCUCGCUACAAUCACCAACCACACCAUUUGCAUCCCUUACAAGAAUUGCACAAGUUCAGACGGCUAGCCCUCGUUGCUACAUUAGAGAAACCAGUCAUGGUAAUGGUAUGGGGGAGAGUGAAGUGCCGAACUACAUGGCUGCAACAGCUUCAGCCAAGGCUAGGAUUCGGUCACAAAGCGCGCCAAGGCACAGGCCUGCAACACAAGACAGAGAGAAACAGUGCUCAGCAAGGAAGCGUCUCUCGUUCCCGGUUCCACCUGAGCCAUACGGUACAAAUUGCACUUCAGACAUUGAGUUAAAGAGUCCGAGUCAUACGGGCAUUAACAGAGGCCAAGCAAUUCGAAGAGAGCACAAAGCAAGCAACAGAUCUUACUGUGUAACAGACAGUGAGACAUCUCCAACUUCCAGAGGUGAACUGAGAAGGUGGUUGAGGUAAUAACAGCCUAGCAAUGGCAGUGUAAGGUAGUAUUGGUGUAGUUUUCUCAACAUGAAAUGGACUUUGUGUAUGAUGAUCAUUAGAGAGCAUCAUGUAUUCAACUUUUAUGGUUAAUAAAC